Molecule: messenger RNA, 438 nt
Organism: Ficedula albicollis (Collared flycatcher)
Lineage: Eukaryota; Metazoa; Chordata; Aves; Passeriformes; Muscicapidae
Product: diacylglycerol kinase delta-like
Exons: 4
Source: RefSeq, a predicted model, not a curated record
CCCCCCCCCCCCCCCCCCCCCCCCCCCCCCCCCGCGGACGAGUCGUCGGACAGCGAAGGGGAGCACGAGGGCCCCCAGAAACUCAUCCGGAAAGUGUCCACCUCGGGCCAGAUCCGCAGCAAGACGAGUAUAAAAGAAGGAUUACUACUGAAGCAAACCAGCUCUUUUCAGAGGUGGAAAAAGCGUUAUUUCAAACUUCGAGGUCGUACCCUUUACUAUGCUAAGGAUUCAAAGUCUCUAAUAUUUGAUGAAGUUGACCUGUCAGAUGCCAGUGUAGCUGAAUCAAGCACAAAAAAUGUCAACAACAGCUUCACGUCUCUAAUAUUUGAUGAAGUUGACCUGUCAGAUGCCAGUGUAGCUGAAUCAAGCACAAAAAAUGUCAACAACAGCUUCACGGUAUGGAACAAUUUUAACACUGUUUUUGAGGGCUGUGAAUAG